GCCCUGCUUCCUAUCCCUGCAGCCGCCAACACCAGCCGCUUUCCUCGGUCCUCCUGCCGCCACAGCUCCCCAUGGAGAAGGCUGAGGACGGGUCCCAGGGCUUCCUGCCGCCCUUCGAGCACUUCGCCACUCAGGCCAUCCACGUUGGGCAGGAGCCGGAGCAAUGGACCUCCAUGGCCGUGGUGCCCCCCAUUUCUCUCUCCACCACCUUCAAGCAGCAGGCGCCCGGCCAGCACUGCGGUUUCGAAUAUAGCCGUAGUGGAAAUCCUACUCGGAAUUGCCUGGAAAAGGCUGUAGCAGCACUGGAUGGAGCCAAGUACUGUUUAGCUUAUGCUUCAGGCUUAGCGGCUACUGUGAAUAUUGCACAUUUGUUAAAGGUGGGAGACACUGUUAUCUGUAUGGAUGAUGUUUAUGGAGGUACAAACAGAUAUUUCAGGAAGGUAGCCUCCAAAAUGGGUCUGAAGAUUACUUUUGUUGACUGUAGCAAAUUGGAAUGCCUGGAGGCUGCAAUCACACCAGAUACAAAGCUUGUUUGGCUUGAAACUCCCACAAAUCCCACCCUGAAGAUAAUUGAUAUUCAAGGCUGUGCAGAUGUCAUCCAUAAACAUAAAGACAUUAUUUUAGUAGUAGACAACACUUUUAUGUCAGCAUAUUUCCAGCGACCUUUGUCUCUUGGGGCAGAUAUUUGUAUGUAUUCAGCAACCAAAUACAUGAAUGGUCACAGUGAUGUUGUAAUGGGAUUGGUUUCACUAAAUGGUGAUGAUCUCUAUGAAAGGCUCAAAUUCUUACAAAAUGCCCUUGGAGCAGUUCCAUCUCCUUUUGACUGUUACCUUUGCAAUCGGGGUUUAAAGACACUGCAGAUCCGGAUGAAGCAGCAUUUCCACAAUGCACUGGCUGUUGCUCAGUACCUUGAAUCAAAUCCCCGGGUAGAAAAAGUCAUUUAUCCUGGACUGCCCUCGCAUCCUCAGCAUAAGCUAAUGAAGCGUCAGUCCACUGGCUGUCCUGGGAUGGUCACCUUUUACAUUAAAGGAAACCUUGAACAUGCUGAAAUCUUUCUCAAGAAUUUAAAGCUUUUUGCGCUGGCUGAGAGUCUGGGAGGAUAUGAAAGCCUAGCAGAACAUCCGGCCAUUAUGACUCACGCUUCAGUUCCUGAAGAAGAGAGAGAGGUUCUUGGGAUCAGUGAUACUUUGAUUCGCCUGUCAGUUGGUUUGGAGGAUGCACAAGAUAUACUGGACGAUGUGGAGCAAGCUUUGAAAGUAGCAUUGAAGUCAUGGUGUCUUGGGAGUCUCUGGGCUCCUCAGGCAGCGACUGCAAUCUCUCUGGGGUGUCCACAAGUACCUGGGCCCCUGCAUCUCCUGUGAUCUGGAAUCCUGGCUACUCCUCAGUGUAAUUCAAGUGCUCCUGAUGCAGCCACAUUGAUCUCUUGCAGUUCUUCCGAUCUUUCCCUUGUAUUGGGAUAGUUUGCUGUUGUGACUUUAACUUGUCUCUUUGAGAAACUGCCAGUUCUCCUGAACUCCCUUUUUCCCCUUAGAUCUCUUCUCCCCAGAAAACUUACCUACUAAUUCUCAGGGGGGGUUUUUUGUUUGUUCUGUUUUUAAAAACAAACACCACACACCAUUAAUUUUAUUCUGCUGCUCUCACCCCUUUGUUUACCCAAGUUGCAUUCCAUCUUCAGUUUCACAGCUAAUUGUUCUGUUAGUCAAAAGCCAGUCUUAUCUGGCUACCACUCCUUAUUUCAGACAGUGGAGGAAAUAAUAAGUUGUCCCUAACACACUCCAAGAUAAUAUUGGAAUUUUUUGCAUUUUACAGUAGUACUUUUCCAACAGAUGUCUGGGUCCUCCAUUAGAACCAGGUCUUGUGUUUUGGAUUUUUUGAUCUAGAAAUGCCUCGUUCACCUCCUCUUCCUGAUUUGGUAGUCCAUAGUACCAUGGUAUUGGCCUUCCACGCCCACCCUCGCUUUAUCUUUACUCAGACUUUAAACUGGUCCACCUCCUUCUGAGCCUCAGAACAUUCAUAUAUUCUGGAGGAUGCCUGUCUCCUCCUGUCUGUUGUGGGCAGAGGAGUGGAAGGAGACAGAUGUGCUCCUAACUGAGCCUGUGGACUCAGGCCCCCAUUCAGCAAAUAAUUGAAACUUGUUGUCACUAGGUGGCUGGCCCUUUUAAGGGGAGAUGAGCCAGCCGCGCUGCACCAUAAUUAAUUAGCUGCUUCUCAGCCUGAGGAAGUGUAACUAUGGGUAUCAUGAUAGUUUAAUGGACAACUGGGCCUCGUAAAAGAGCAGAGUGUAGUCAGUCUGGGGGGUGGAGCCACAGGGAGGUGCUUGUGGAAGACCUUGAGCCUGGUCUUUGGAGCCAGCCAAUGGAGAAGUUACUUGCCUCAAUACAGCAAGUCACUGGCAAAACAAGGACUAGACCCAUGCACUGUCUUGCAUCUCUGCUCCCCACCCACAGCACCAUGCUAUUGGUGUAGUAAAAAGUGCAUAAAAACAACCAAGAAACUUGGGGUAGAGAGAGGAUCACUUUUCCAUGUGUGCAACAUGACAUGGUUUGAUGACAUAUGAACUCUGCAAUAAUUGUGACAGAUUUAAAAUAGCAUGAAUUACUGCACUCUACAACUGAAAAUAUUCUCUGUAAAACAUAUGCUAUAGUUGCAGAUUUGAGAAACUAGCCAGAAUUGAAGUUUUCUGAGCACUUUUUGCAGCAGGCACGUAGCCAAACUUAUCUGCAAAGGCCUUCUAGGAGCAUGAAUAUAUCUAUUGCUAAUAUAUGGCCAGCUUCUCUUUGUGCUAAAAUAAAGAGCUCUGCAAUACUAGAGAACACUACAAUAUAAUUAUAUCAUGCUUGUCUUCUGUUACUGCAGGUCCCAGAGCAUAUGGUUCGCAACUAGGAAUCUAAGACCUGAAAUUGAAAGCUGAUCACUACACAGCUAAGACAC
Chelonia mydas (Green sea turtle) is the source of this 2931-nucleotide messenger RNA. It is a transcript of the gene CTH, whose product is annotated as cystathionine gamma-lyase. Gene Ontology annotation, biological process: transsulfuration. Gene Ontology annotation, molecular function: cystathionine gamma-lyase activity; pyridoxal phosphate binding. The transcript is spliced from 12 exons. Gene Ontology annotation, cellular component: cytoplasm. Bases 72 to 1361 code for a protein of 429 amino acids. Lineage: Eukaryota; Metazoa; Chordata; Testudines; Cheloniidae. The record is from RefSeq and is a predicted model, not a curated record.